Messenger RNA from Tetrahymena thermophila SB210, 5037 nucleotides. RefSeq lists its product as hypothetical. Gene Ontology annotation, biological process: cilium assembly. The record is from RefSeq and is a predicted model, not a curated record. Gene Ontology annotation, cellular component: axoneme. Gene Ontology annotation, molecular function: protein binding. NCBI's taxonomy places the organism in Eukaryota, Ciliophora, Oligohymenophorea, Hymenostomatida, Tetrahymenidae. The transcript has 22 exons.
AUGAGUAUUUACGAAUCAUUUAGUUAUAAUGGAAGCCCAUUCUAGUUAGUGUUUAAUGACACAAUUGGAUUCAUUUAAGGAAGCACUCUUGUUUUAUGGGAUCUUGCUACUGAUAAGAAAGACUACAUUCAUUCAUAGAAAAAUGGGUUUUAAUCGUUUGUCGCUCAUCCAAAAAAAGGAAUCAUUGUAGUUGCUGAGUAUAGCUUGAAUCCUAAAGUAUUUAUCUAUUCUUAUCCUCAAAAAAAGCUUCUGAGAACUUUAGAAAAUGUGUCUGAGUUAGAAAUUAUUCAAAUGGAUAUUUCAUUCGAUGGCAAAAAAUUAUUAGUAGUUAAUGGGGUUCCUAAAUUUGAAAUUCAAGUUUAUGAUUUAGAGACUGGACAAAGACUUUCAGGAACUAAUAGUUCUAUACCAUUAAGAAAUAAGUUCAUCAAAGCAUAGUUUUCUCCAUCAAAGGAUACAACAUUUUGUGUUCUUUAUGAAAAUAACUUAGUUCUAUGCGAAAUAUUUCCAUCUUUUGAAGUAGACUAAAACUCUUAAGAAGUUCUUUAGAAUAUCAGAAUUGACUAAAAUAAUAAAAUAUCUGAAAAGUCAACAUUCAAAAAUUUCAUUUGGGAUGAAUAGAAUAACAUUUACUUGGCAGAUGAAUAUUUUGUUAGGUAUUUGAAUGGCACAGACUUAUCUGAAAUUAUGAAUAAAGACUGUGAAUACUUGGUUGAAUUCUUUGUCUUAACUUAGAAACAUUUAAUCAUUAUCCUUUAAAAUGGAAAAUUUGAAUGGAUUUACAAAUACGAUCCAGCUAACUUGAAUGAAGAUGAGAUUAAACCAUUUAAACUUGAAAAAACCUACUUAUAUGAUGAAGAAAAGCUUGUUAAUAUUUUAUACAAUCAAACUUAUUCUAAGCUCUAUGCAGGCUCAAACUAAGGAAGUAUUAUUAUAUUCCCAGUUGAAGGUGAAACAUUUGACAUAGAAGAGGAAGAGGAAUAGCAAGAUAAAGAAAAUGAAAAUCAUUCAGACAAUGAAGAUGAAAGCAGAGAAAUAGAAAUUCAAACAGAAAAAAAAGGACCAUAUCCAUUUAGCCCUAUUGUCUUUAUCCGUGAAUUAGAAAACUAAAAUGUAGUAAUUACUGUUACAUAAAAUAGCUACAUCUAUUUUUGGGAUAUUGAGAAAAAAAUAUAAGUUUCUACCUUCAAACUUAACUGUACCAUAGUCUGUGGAGAUAUACAUCCAAAUUCUAAAACACUUAUACUAGGUUCAAGUAGCGGAGUCAUUAGAAUUUUGGAUAUUUCUAACUUAAAUGGAGUCCAUUUAUUGAAACAAAUAAAAGUUCUGAAAGAUAAACCUGUUUCAAAUUUACACUUUAAUCCUGACGGUUCUAUGUUCUUCGUAAGUUCAACUGAAUCUAAAAAAAUAUAUCUAAUCAACUCGACCAAGUAUAACAUUAUUGGAUACAUUGCUCUUCCUGCUAAAGUAAAUACUGCUUGCUGGAAUACCUCCCAAAAGCUUGUUAUCCCAACUCAUAAAAAUGUUUUGUUUGUCCUUCUAAAUUACUUUUUAAUAAGUCUCAUUGUUCCAGAUGCUACUUAUUAAAAUAAAGAUUAAUUAAAAAUUGAUAAUGAUGUUUGCCCUGUUUAUGCUCGUAAAAUAGACCCUGAUAUGAAUCAUAUUGCUGUUAACUAAGUUACUGGUGAUAUACUUAUGACAGGAAAAGAUAAGAUUGUGAAAAGAUACAAAUAGCCUGAAGAACUCUAUGCAAAGAUGGAUACAAGAAUAAAAGUAGGAGGAGCUCCGAUUGAAGAAUAAGAUGGCCAUCCACUUCCAACUAAUGCCAUGAUAAUUAGUGAUUAGUUUAAUCUUUUAAUUACUGGAGGAUAAGAUGGUUCUAUUUACUUAAGAAACUUGGAAAAAUUAUCUGAAUUCUAGCAAAUUAAAUCUCAUAAUUGGAAAAUAAACGGAGUUAGCACUCUUGAUUUCUCAAAGAAGUACAAACUACUUUACAGUGGUGGAUAUGAUGGUUCAUUCUUUGCCUGGAGUCUUGAUAAAGUUUCCUUCCAAAAUAUCUAAAGAAAUUAUGAAAUAUUGAGAGAAGACGUUAAUAUUUAAGAUCUUCCUGAUGAAAAAGUUAUGCAUUAUCAAAAAGUUCUUGAAGAAGAAUUGAUAAAGUCAAAAAAAGAGGUAAAUGAGCAAUCUAAAAAAGUUAUUGAAGAGGGAUUGAAAAAAAUUUAAAAUAAAUUGUUGGAAUUACUAGAUCAUAACAAAAAUGAGGCUGAAGAACUUGAAAAAUUAGAAAGAGAUGAUUUCGUUAUUGAUAUUGAUACUAAAAACAAAAUUUUAGAUUCUGGAAAGCAAUAACGCAAGCAAAUUAAAGAAACAGCUAAAAGGGAGAACUUGAAAUAAGAGAUUAUUCACUCAAAAAUUAAAGAAAAGACUUGGGAUUAGAUGGCAGUGUAACUAAAAGGUAUUAAUGGUUUAAAGAGCAAAUAUCUCGUAUAUAAUUACCAUAUUAGAAAGAGAACUGCAGAUGAGGAAAGAAAAUUAAAGAUAGUCAAGGAUUUGAGAAGAAUUGAAAUUAGAGAACAAAAGGCUAGAAAAGAGGCAAAAGAUUAAGUACUCAAGGAAAUCAUUCCUGUUGAAGAUUUGAUUAAGAAACCAGAAGAAUAUAUCAUCAAUGCAGGUCCUGGUAAGUAAAAACUUGUCUUGAUAGACUAUGAAAAGAAAGAAGAGACUAAGGAUGAUAAAAAUAAAGGAGCUGGUACAACUUAAACUGGUCCCGCUGGAUAAACUGCAGGCUAGGGGUUCGGAGGACGUGCUCGUCAUGGAGCUGCACAAGCUAAGAAAGAAGAGAAGAAAGUUGAAGAGGUCCACCAUGAAGAAAAAGAAAAGAAAGAAGUUGAGGAAAAAGAAGAAGAAAAGAAAGAUGAAGAUGACCUCGGAGAAUGGGACUUUUUAUAUGGAGCAUUUGAAUUGUUUACAAACAACAGAAAAAGAAACCAAAUAAUUAUUUUGCAAAACAUCAUUUUUAAGGUCAAAGAAGAGUUCAACAAGGAAUUCGAUAAGAUGAUGCAAUAAAGGUAGGUCUAGGUAGAUAUGAUUGCUGAAAAAAAUAAAAGAAUUUAAGAAAUUCUUCAUGAACUUCACAAAGAAGAAGAAAUAUUUGAACCUAACAAAAAUAUUCUUGAAAAUCCUGAAAGGGUAUUGGAAGUUGAUCCUUCUGAAAUCGCCUUUAAGAAAUUCUUAACUCGUGAAGAGAGAGAAAAAAUAGAGAGAGAUCGUUUAAGAGAAGAAGAAAGACAAAGAGCACUCAAGCAAGACGAUGCAGGAGUUAGAGCUUUAAAAGAUAUGAUGGGAGGUACUCUUGAAGAAAAGAAGGAAAAUCCUCUCGAUGAAGGACUUGAAAUGGAAGAAUGGAUGAACAAGCCAUUGGAAGAAAUGAAUGAAGAAGAAAGAGUUAGAUUUAAGGAGUAUGAAGUCAAGAAGUAAAGACUUGAAGAAGAAAAAGAAAAGAUCAGAAAAAAUCUUGAAAAUGAGUUGAAAAAACUUAAAAGUGAUGUUAAUGAAAUCUGCUAAAAGUUUGAUGAAAAACUUUUAUUGACUUUCAAAAGAAAGCUUGAAUUCGACUACAGAGUUUACGAAUAGGAACUAUAUAUUGUUAAAUUAGCUUAACAGAUCUUGAAGUAGUAGAAUAUUAUAAUACAAUUAGAUCAAUAUGAUGUAACCAUCAACAAACUAACUGAUUAAGUUAGAAAAGGACAAGCGAAUAGGGAAAUUCUCCACGAAUUCAAAUAAGAGGUAGAUUAAAAUAAGAAUAAAUUAUAAGAUCAAUAUUAGAACUCAUUGAACGUUAAACCAUCUUAUGGAGUUGAUCCUAACAAAAUAAGAAACAUUUGGGUUUAUGCCUUUGAAGAAUAGAAGAAGGAUGAAAGAAAAAAAAAAGAAAUCGAAGAUAAAAUUAUGAAUGAUCCAAAAUACAGAAAUGAAUUACAAAAAUUAGAUCCUUUCAUCGAACUAAAUAAGAAAGAGAUUAAAAAGAAACUUGAUGGAAUAUUCGACUCAUAUGUUGAUGAUAUCAGAGAAAAAAUUACUAAUAUGCAAAUGUUUGAAAAACAAAAUGAGGAACAUGGAGUCAAGUUCAUAAAAGACGUCUUACAAUAGAGAUUCUAAUUCAAAAAAGAAUUGGAUCAAAGUGAAGUUGAAUUUAGAGAUAUUAACAAUUCAAUUACUAACUUCGAGAAUGAUCUCUUUGCAUUAUAACAAAAGCUAAAAGAGCAAAAGAGUGAAUAAAGAGCCCACAUUUAGGCACUUAAAAAAGGAAAAUCUAAUAUAGAAUUAAUUAUCAGAUUUAAGUAGGGCUUUGUUGAAAUUCCCUCUGACAAGCCAGUUCCCAGUAUAACAGAUGCAAUAUUAAUCCCUAGAGAUGAAAUAGAGAAAAAGAAUAAAAGAAUAGAUUAGGAAGGUAAAAAGAAGAUUAGACUUAUGGAAGAUAUCAAAAAUAUUAAAUUCGAAGUCGCAGAAGCUGAAUAUGAUUUGAAAAAAAGAGAUUUAAAUGAAUAGAAAGUAAGAUGUAGUACUAGAGAAGUUCAACUUUUACGUGUCAAAAAAGAAAUGUAAGUAGCCUUAACAAAGAAAGACAUGAGAUUGAAUGAAUCUGCAUUAAAGAAUUUAUAGGAAUAAAUUGAAAAAGUUAAAUAAGCAACAGAUAAGCUAGUCAAUAUUUAUGAAAAGAAAUGUAAAAAAAUUGAUGAAUAAAUAGAAUUUAUUAGAAGAGAAAAUGAAUAACUUCGUGCACAGGGUGUUAGUUUAAGAAAUACUGUACAACAAGAAGAAAAAUUCUCUGCUACUAUGUUUAAGAAAAACCAAUAGUAAGGAGCAGACGAUAAAACAGAUUUCGAAGCAUACGAUAAAUUUAAAUAAAUCAUGAACAACAGAUAGUUAUUCACUAGAGUUAAAAGAUAGACCGAAGAAAUAGAAUUGUUGCGUGAAGAACUAGGAAAAUUAAAAGCCAGAACUUUUGCUAACUUCACUGCAGUCUAAAAAUACUGA